Molecule: messenger RNA, 1299 nt
Organism: Zasmidium cellare ATCC 36951
Lineage: Eukaryota; Fungi; Ascomycota; Dothideomycetes; Mycosphaerellales; Mycosphaerellaceae
Exons: 1
Coding region: 1-1299 (432 amino acids)
Source: RefSeq, a predicted model, not a curated record
AUGUCAGACACGCGCGACAACAUGUGGCGCCCCCGGAGAGACUCGCUGAGCGGUGAGGAUGAGCGCGAGCAGUCUCCACCACAACCACGCCGACGGCAACCUCGAUUGAUCCACCCAGACGACGUCCCAUUUGCGUUCGACUUCGACGAGAUCUUGUACGCUUUCACAGUCGAGGAACAUCUCCAGUUCGCCAUCGCCUUCAAGCGCCACCCCAAAGACUUCGAACUCAUUGCCCAGCAAGUGACUGACCGCAACCGGUGGGAGUGCCUUCGACACUAUUACAGUGUCAAGCACAACGGGCGAUACAAGACGAAGACAUGGGAGGAGACCAACAUCAAGCACAAGAAGCCGCAUCGCGCUCUUCCAGAGCUGGACCCUCGAAUGGAAGGCUUCACUGCAGUCGACGGGAAGAUACCACGACCAGAUACUCAAGAGAUGCGUGACUUGCUGGCACACCGUAUGCGGAUCAUUCCCAUCAACGAGGAGAUCAAUAGGCUCCUUGCGCUCGUUCCGAAUGCAGAGCAGACGUAUGCCAAUGCGCUAGCUCGCGCUCAAGAGGCACAGAACGCAGAGCGGGUGGGACCCAAACUGCAGCGCAAAGAGACCAUUUUCGUGAAGUACAAAACAGCCAAGAAGAAUGUGAAGUCCUAUGAAGAACUCCGUCGCGCCCUUGAAGAUGUCGAGGCGGAGGUAAUCGGUAUGCUCAAGCAGCUCGCUGAGUCCCGCAUUUCGUACGAGGAGACCAAGGCGGAAUACGAAUCCGGAGACACAGGCAGCGAAAUGAAUAUGCGCUGCUGGUUCCACUUCGUCCGGCACUACAGGGAAGAGCUUGCUUGGAUUGGCCACACGCUGAAGGGAAUGUUCGACGAGCAGGACAAGAUCGAAGAGCCUCACGACGACAUAGUCUCAGGGGACUUGUUGAACACAUUCAUUAUGGUGAAGGCUGGGGUGAUGAGAUUUCUUGCAGAGAAGAAGUCAUUGGAAGCGCGACUCGUGCGCCAGACCCAGCGAAAUGGUUCAGGUCAAGCAGAUGUUGCGACCAUGCAGAAGGUUUUGUCGGAACGCAUCGUGCAGCUGACGGAGCUGAAAGACCUUCUGCAGAAAGUCACGGCAUCGAUCGCCGAUGGCUUGGACGAGAGAAUGGGUGGCGUUGACAACGUAGAAGAGGCUAAUGACCUCGAGGACGGUGCUGCUGGCGACGUCAAGGACGAUGUUGAAGACGAGGAUCAAGUUGAGGACAAUACAGAGGAAGAGGAGGGGGAGGAGGAGGACGAUGAUGACUAUGUUGACAGCGACUGA